Molecule: messenger RNA, 2343 nt
Organism: Aureococcus anophagefferens
Lineage: Eukaryota; Pelagophyceae; Pelagomonadales; Pelagomonadaceae
Exons: 2
Coding region: 1-2343 (780 amino acids)
Source: RefSeq, a predicted model, not a curated record
AUGAGCGACGCCGAGGGCCCCGCGCCCGCGCCGGCGGCGGACGAGGAGGCCCCGGGGCUCGCCGAGGCCGCGGGCGCCCGGCUCGAGGCGCUGGCCGCGGCGGCCCAGGGCGCCGCCGUCGAGGGCGGCGAGGCCGUGCGGGCGCGGCUCGUCGGGGAGGCCGCGCCCGCCGGGCUCCCCGGGGACGAGGCGCCCGCCGACGACGACGCGGCCGUCGCCGAGGCCGCCGACGGCGGCGACGGCGGCGCGCCGGACCGGGGGUCCGCGUCCGAGAGCUGCCGCGCGGUCGGCGCCGCGAUGGUGCUCCCGCACGUCUUCGGCUGCCUCUUCUUCGUGCUCCUGCUCGUCAAGCUCCGGGACCCGCGAUCGCUCGCCUGGGCCGCCGUCUUCCUGCCGCUCCUCUGCGCGGACCUGAGCUCCUUCGCGCGGCGCGCGGACGAGACGCGCGCGGCGCUCAAGGGCCUCGACGACGCGCGGGAGACGGGCGUCAUCCCGCCCGACGCCCUCGACCAGAUGCGCGGCGGCGCCGGCGGCGCGCCCGUCGCGCCGGAGAACGCCGGCGGCGACGUCGAGGCGCCGCCGCUCGCGCCCGUCGUGGCGCCCGCGGCGGCGCGCGCGCCGCUCGCGCUGUCCGAGCCGGCCCUCGCGCCCCUCCUGCUCAACGUCCUGCGGCCCGCGGCGCACGCCGUCGACGCCGUCGGCGUCGCCGGCGCCAAGGCCGCCGUCUGCGCCUACCUCAGCGGCGCCGCGGCCGCGUGGACCGUCGAGGAGCUGUUAUUUCCGUUCUGGGCCGCGACGGUCGCGUCGUCCGCGCUCCGCGGGCUCGGCGGCAUGCUCCGGCGGGACCUGGAGCGCCGCGCGCGCCUCGCGGACCUGCGGCGCCAGCGCGGCGGCGAGCUCGACGCGCCGAGCCGGCCGCGGCGCCGCCGCCGGCCCGACGUCGCGCCCGAGCCGCGGCCCGAGCCGGCCGCGGCGGCCCCGGCGACGCCCCGCGACGGCGACGCCGCGCCGGCGGCGGCGGAGACACCCGACGACGACGACGACGACGCGUCGCGCGCGGACGACGACGAGCCCGACGCGGCCGCGAAGCGCGCCGCGGCGUUCGCGUGCGGCUUCGUCGCGCACUGCGCGUGCCGCGCGGUCCAGCCGGCGCUCGUCGCCGCGAAGCUCGACGGCGACUUGGACGCGACCUGGGGCCUCGUCUUCGCGCCGGCCUGGGGCGUGCUGGCCAUCUUCGUCGGCGUCGCGACGACGCUCUGCAACUGCGCGCCGCUCCUAAGCGCGGGCAUGCCCGCGCGCGUGCGGCGCCGCGCCGUGCGCCUCGUGAGCCUGUGCGCGGCGCAGCUGCUCGCGCUCGCGCGGCGCCUCGACGCGGACGAGGCGCACCGCGGCCGCGUCGACCGCGUCUGGGACCGGCGCGACUGCGGCGCGCUCGAGGCGGCGUCGCUCGCCGGCGACGCCUACGGCGCCCUGCCGGCGCUCAACGUGACGGCGGCCUUCGACUCGCUCUGCGGGGCGCUGGACAAGCGCGACGCGAAGUCGUCGCCGACGACGGACGCGAUCCUGCUGCCCGUCAUCUGCAUGUACGCGGCGCUCUUCGUGCUCCACCCCCUCGUCCUCCGGGACAGCAAGAAGUUCCAGCAGGUCGUCCAGAUCGUCGUCAUCGAGGCCGACGACGGCCUCGCGGAGGCGCGCGCGCAGCUCGCGCGGCAGCAAUUGCAGGGCGUCUUCGAGCUCAGCGGCGCGCCGCGGUCCAUGAUCGGCGUCGAGGACGAUUCCGUGUUGGUGGAGGCCCUGGCCAUGCCCACGCGGCUCCUCAAGCACUCGUCGACGCUCUACGCGCGCGCGGCCGUCGCGCCGCUCGACGUCGACGACGCGCUCCCUCCUCUCGGGCUCCAGCUCCCGGACCUCAAGGCCGCCGCGGCGCCCCCGGACCUCGACGACGCGCCGGAGACGCCGAGGAAGCCGCCCCGCAAGGUGCUGGAGGCGCCCGCGGCGCCGGAGGACGACGGCGCGGCCGCGGCCGGCGACGGCGGCGCCGCGCCCGAGGUCGGCGACGGCGACGACGACGACGACGCGAGCCUCGGGUCGUCGGCCUGCGAGUCGUCGAUCUUCGACGACGGCGCGCUCGACGCGGACCUCGACGCGCCGCCGCCGCGCCGCGCCGCGUCGCCCGUCAAGGACAAGCACCUCUGCUACGUCUGCUGCCUCGCGCGGCGCAACGCGGUCAUCAUGGAGUGCGGCCACGGCGGCCUCUGCUUCGAGUGCGGCAAGUCGCUCGCCCAGCGCCACCCGCGUACGUGCCAGCGUCCUGUGGCCGUGAAGAUUUUCGAGAGAUUUUAG